Molecule: messenger RNA, 360 nt
Organism: Knipowitschia caucasica
Lineage: Eukaryota; Metazoa; Chordata; Actinopteri; Gobiiformes; Gobiidae
Source: the annotation of a GenBank genome assembly
AUGGAGAGGAGCAGGCCGAGGAGGAGAGGAGCAGGCACGCGGAGAGAGAGGAGCAGGCCGAGGAGAGAGGUGCAGGCCGAGGAGUGGAGCAGGUGGCAGCAGGAGGAGAGAGAGGAGCAGGCCGAGGAGAGAGAGGAGCAGGCCGAGGAGAGAGAUGAGCAGGCCGAGGAGGGAGAGGAGCCAGGUCAGAGGAGAGCAGAGGAGCAAGGCCGAGGAGGGAGAGGGAGCAGCCCGAGGAGGGAGUGGAAAGCAGGGCGAGGAGGGAGAGGUGCAGGCGAGGAGGGAGGAGAGGAGCAGGCCGAGGAGAGAGAGGAGCAGGCCCCGAGGAGGGAGAGGAGCAGGUUGAGGAGGGAGGCGUGA